Rhizophagus irregularis DAOM 181602=DAOM 197198 is the source of this 1164-nucleotide messenger RNA. Lineage: Eukaryota; Fungi; Glomeromycota; Glomeromycetes; Glomerales; Glomeraceae. The record is from RefSeq and is a predicted model, not a curated record.
UCAGCAUCACGAAAUAUUACUUCUUCAACACGUAAUAUUACCACUUCGUCAACACUAUCGACACGUAAUAUUACUACUUCGUCAACACUAACACCACAAAAUACUAAUACUACAGUUUCUUCAUCUCCCUUUAAACUCGUUAUUCCGCCAGAUAUUUCAGCCUCAAUAGGUCGAACUCAAUCUAAAUCUCAACGAAAUUUAACGGCUUCAGAUAUUAUUAAAAAAUAUCCUAAUAUUAAUGUACCAAAAAGUUAUCGUUCACAUCAUGAAGAAGGAGCACCAAGAAGUGAUCGACCAAGUAAUGAAGAAGCGGGUAAUUUUGAGUUAGGAAAUUUAAAAAAAGAAACUCUUCGACUACAGAACGAAUUAAAACAAGAAAAGUCCAAAGUAGCCGGAAUGAAACGAAAAAUAGAUAAUUUAGAAGACCAUGUUCGUAGUAUCGAGGAGGAGAACUCCAUGUUACGGGAUUUUAAUGAAAUUUUUAAAGAACUUCAACAAUCCAAACAACUUCACAUACCUCAAAAGAUUAUUAAUCCUCCGCAGCAAUAUUCACCAAAACGUUCCAAUAAAAGAUUAAAAUCGAGAGAGGAAUCUCCUGAUGAAGUUACCGCUACAGAUGCAAGAGCUGAAAUGAAGAACCUCUUGAAAGGUCAAAUACCCGAAGAAUAUCGGUUGGAUUAUGGUAAGACUUUCAGUGAACAGACAGUAAAGAUAUACGAAAAAUUGAUACCUGAAUUAAAGAAGUUGAUGAGUGGACAUUAUAAUCCGUCGAAAAAAAAUAGACGAGUAAAGGCCUCAAUAAAAUUAUACGAAAGAAAUGAUGCCAACAUACAGGAAUUCGAUAAAGAUGAAUUAUUACCAAUGCUCCUACAGAAUGAUUGUCAUUCGAUUGAGCAAUUGAAUUCCGAAGACGAAUCAAGACAGAAAUUGCCUAAUAACAAGUGGUUCCUGCAUGUAUACGAUCAGAAAUGGCGUUCGAACAAGUUAAAAUACCUAUUACGAAACGUAUUGGACCCUGAAGCAGAAUAUAUUCAACACUCAAAAAAGCAAAGAGAGAGAAUUUAUGAUGAUGACAUGUAUUUUACGUCUAGUGAACCUCUCAAUAAUGCGCCCGAAUGGGCGCUCGAUAAAGCGAAAAUGUACGAAACUGAUGAAACUAACUAA